Molecule: messenger RNA, 240 nt
Organism: Aspergillus costaricaensis CBS 115574
Lineage: Eukaryota; Fungi; Ascomycota; Eurotiomycetes; Eurotiales; Aspergillaceae
Exons: 2
Source: RefSeq, a predicted model, not a curated record
CUACCCGGGGAUCCGGUUGUGCGGGAUGAGGAUUUCGGUUGGAUGGCGGAGAAGUAUCCGGAGAAUAUGAUCGACUACUACGUAGUAACAUCCGAUCACCUUGUUCCAGCUGAUGAGAUAAAUCCAGAGGUAUUGCAGAUUGACAUCAUUGAGGUUGAAGAUGAUGCGGGUGGGGUUUAUGCGAAUACAUGGCUGUUAUUUGCUGUAGAUCCGGCUGACUAUCUUGGGAAAAAUGUGAUU